This is a messenger RNA of Prunus avium (sweet cherry), 4086 nucleotides long. Its product is annotated as pentatricopeptide (PPR) repeat-containing protein. Lineage: Eukaryota; Viridiplantae; Streptophyta; Magnoliopsida; Rosales; Rosaceae. The record is from RefSeq and is a predicted model, not a curated record. Gene Ontology annotation, biological process: RNA modification. Gene Ontology annotation, molecular function: RNA binding; zinc ion binding; protein binding.
CCCUCCCCUGUUCACCGAUAGCCCUCUUCUUUGUUUCGCUCCCUCUCUUGCUGUCUUUCCCUCUUUCUUCUAUGUCUCUCACUUCCCCUCACUUGAAGGUGGUAAUUGUUGUUGAUGUUGAUUUGAUCCAACCCCGUUAGAAUUCAGUGGCAAUUCAAACACUAUUCCCUCAUUGCCAUACUUGGUGGCUCGAAUUAAAGAUACCAUAACCACAUUUUCAUCAGCUAAUUCUUCUUGGCCACUUGGUUACAAUUGGUCCCUUUUUUUUAAUUUUAUUUUUGUUUAACUUGUUGGUACUUCACGUUAGUGUCUAAUUCCAAUGGAGACCCUAAAGCCGCCCUCCCUUGCCACUUCUUCGGAUUCCUACGCAUUUCACCUACAAGCAUGCCUCAGAAAGAGAGACUUAUUUUCUGGGAAAUCAAUCCAUGCCCAAAUCAUCAAAUCCGGGCUUCACUUCGGAGUGUUCUUAAUGAAUAACCUUAUGAACAUGUACGUGAAAACUGGGUAUUCUUUGGAUGCUCACCGUGUGUUUGAGGAAAUGCCUGUGAGGAAUACACUUUCCUGGAAUGCGAUUCUCUCUGCUUAUGCAAAGCAGGGAAAAUUUGAUGCAGCACUUAGAGUUUUUAAUGAAAUGCCUGAACGCGACUCUGUUUCAUGGACUUCCAUGAUCGUGGGUUACAAUCAGAUGGGUCGUUUUGGUAAUGCGAUUCAGAUGUUUGUAGAUAUGAUUUCAGAUGGAGUUACGGUGACCCAGUUCACGAUUACUAAUAUUCUUUCCGCAUGUGCUGCUGUCAAGGCUUUGGAUGUUGGUAGGAAGGUUCAUUCGUUUGUUGUUAAACUUGCUGUUGGUAGUUAUGUUUCUGUUGCAAACUGUCUUCUAAACAUGUAUGCAAAAUCUGGUGAUCCAAGGACAGCAAAGAUUGUUUUUGACAGGAUAAGAUUGAAAAACACAUCGAGCUGGAAUGCUAUGAUUUAUUUGCAUAUGCAAUGUGGUCGUGCUGACCUUGCUCUUGUUCAGUUUAAGCAAAUGACAGAACGCGACGUCGUUUCUUGGAAUUCAAUGAUUGCAGGAUACAAUCAGCAUGGGCUUGAUAUGGAGGCACUGACUAUCUUCUCAAGUAUGCUCAAGGAUUCUUUUCUAAAGCCCGACAAGUUCACUUUGUCAAGUGUUUUGUCAGCUUGUGCUAACCUUGAGAAGUUGGAAAUCGGGAGACAAAUCCAUGCUCUUAUUAUAACAGCUGAGCUUGACACAUCCCAAGCAGUGAAAAAUGCUUUGAUCUCAAUGUAUGCUAAGUCUGGUGGGUUGGAAAUUGCUCAAAAGGUUUUAGAGCAAUGUGUGACUUCAGACCUCAAUGUUAUAGCUUUUACUGCCCUAUUGGAUGGAUACAUAAAGCUUGGGGAUAUAAACCCAGCCAGACAGAUAUUUGAUUCAUUGAGAGACAGCGACGUGGUUGCAUGGACAGCAAUGAUUGUUGGUUAUGUGCAAAAUGGGUUGAAUGAUGAUGCUUUGGAGCUCUUCAGGAAGAUGAUAAAUGAAGGCCCCAGACCAAACAGCUACACCUUAGCAGCUAUGUUAAGUGUCAGUUCAAGCGUGGCUUCUUUAGACUAUGGUAAACAAAUUCAUGCAAGUGCCAUGAGGUCAGGGGAAGUGUACUCAGUUUCUGUGAGCAAUGCUCUAAUUUCAAUGUAUUCCAAAGCUGGAAGCAUCAGUGGUGCAAAGCAAGUAUUCAAUUUGGUUCACUGGAACAGAGAUACUGUUUCUUGGACUUCCAUGAUUAUAGCCCUGGCCCAACAUGGUCUCGGGGAAGAAGCCAUUGAACUUUUUGAGAAGAUGCUGUCACUUGGUAUUAAGCCUGACCAUAUAACAUAUGUUGGCGUGCUUUCUGCCUGUAUACAUGUGGGACUGGUGGAACAGGGCAGGAGCUACUAUAAUUUGAUGAGGAACGUACACAAAAUUGAACCCACCCAUAGCCAUUAUGCAUGCAUGAUUGAUCUGCUUGGGCGUGCUGGAUUGCUUCAAGAAGCGUUCAAUUUUACACAAAGUAUGCCAAUUGAGCCAGAUGUUAUAGCUUGGGGUUCACUUUUAUCUUCUUGUAAGGUUCAUAAAAAUGUUGAUCUGGCAGAGGUUGCAGCAGAAAGAUUGCUGCUUAUAGAUCCAGACAACAGUGGGGCCUACUCAUCCCUUGCUAAUUUGUAUUCAGCUUGUGGAAGAUGGGCAGAUGCUGCACAAGUUAGAAAGUCAAUGAAGGAUAGGAGAGUGAAGAAAGAACAAGGAUUUAGUUGGAUUCAGAUUCAAAACAAAGUCCAUGUGUUUGGGGUUGAAGAUGGAGGUCACGCACAGAGAGAUGCAAUCUACAAGAUGAUGGAAAAGAUAUGGAAAGAGAUCAAAAAUAUUGGCUUUAUUCCUGACACUGAAUCAGUAUUGCAUGACGUUAGCGAAGAAGCAAAGGAGAAGAUGCUUAAAUAUCACAGUGAGAAACUUGCCAUUGCUUUUGGGCUAAUAAAUACUCCAGAGAACACUACACUGAGGAUCAUGAAGAACCUCAGAGUUUGUAAUGACUGUCAUUCUGCCAUCAAAUUUAUAUCCAAGCUUGUGGGCAGAGAAAUCAUUGUGAGAGAUGCUACUCGUUUUCACCAUUUUAAGAAUGGGCUGUGUUCUUGUCGAGACUAUUGGUAGGCAUAAGAAUGAGGAUUUAAACAUAGUUUGAUGCUCAAGUGUACAGAAAUUGAUGUUUGUAGUAUUUGCUAUCAGGAAGAUGGUUGAUAAUUGGAAAAGAGAGCAGGCGACAUGUAGCCUAACUUGUUGGUUCCAUACUGCUUGCUAUUAGAAUCCUCUUAGAUGGAGUUUCUCUUUUGAAACUCUUUUUUCGGAAAUCAUGUUAGCAUGUUGGGAGACAUUACAAUAUGGCAAUUGGUAGUGCUGCUAUACCUUGGAGGUGCAUUGUCUUUGAAAGAAUUAUUUGCCACGGAUUCUAACAUGGUUAGGGUGUUGACAGCCAGAAGUGAAAACAAGGGUUUUUGUUAUUUUGAUAUACAUUAUCGAGUCAUUCUCUAACAGCUUAAACUUUUGGGGUCAAGUGGUAAUCUAAUAUGGUAUCAGUGGUUGUAGGAGGUCCUCCUGGUUUAAACCUCCCAUUCCUAUUCCGUACUUUUAAGGUUUUUUUUGCUGGAUUGAAGAGGUAAAUUAUCUCCCUAAUUGUUCGGUUUUCUGUAGGGAUUUCGUUUCAUCGAUGAGUUAAACCCUAAUCCUCAAUCAAGACAUGCUUCAUUGGGAAUUACGGUUGUUUUUAAUCUGAAACCAAAUCAAGAAUCAGGGUUCUGCGAUGAAGAACCCUAAUUCCCAAUUAAGACACAGAACUCGAAUUCCCAAUUAAGCGUUUCUUAAUUAGGGUUCAGUUUAUUUUCUUGAUUGGCUGAGAACAGGGCCAUAAAGAUUGUAUUUAGUGUGUGUUCUUCUGCAUUUUAUCUUUUCCAGGUUAUUUUCUCUUUCUGUGAUGUAAUAAAAAAUAAAAACUAAAAAAUUUGGUGCUUUCUUGGUGGAUAUAUACGCAGAAGUACUCUGUGUGUCUGUGUGGCCAGGAUGGAUAUGUAUAUAGCAUUUCCUAAAUGGAAAUGUAUAUUACAUAUCAUCCAAUAAAUCUGCUGUGGUAUUGCCUUCCUAAUACUGUCAUAUGUCUUUCCAAUGCAUGCGUAUUCUAUAUUACCUACCUAGCUAAUUAUAAAUGAUAUUUGCAGCCAUUGGAAACUUAUGUUCGGAAGAAACUAAUUAGUUAAUUUUACAAGUUAUUUGAUAUGUGUUAUGAUUUUCAAGGUUUCUGCUAUUAAGGUUUACUUUCUCAUUUUCAGGUCAGUUGAUCACCAGUGGAAUUUUGAUUGUUUUGCUACGGGUGGAGUUGGAGUAGAUAUAUGAAACCACAACAGGUCUGCACCAGAGCAGAGUUUUGAAUGGGGAACAUACACAGUUGUAUCUGUUCGAUUUAAUCCUGGACAGCCAGAUAUCUUGGCAACAUUAGCAAGUGAUUGCAGCAUAGCACUAUAUGACUCACGCAUGGGGAAACCAUGGCGAAUAAGUUUACAUGAGGGUAG